Molecule: messenger RNA, 1061 nt
Organism: Cloeon dipterum
Lineage: Eukaryota; Metazoa; Arthropoda; Insecta; Ephemeroptera; Baetidae
Product: MKI67 FHA domain-interacting nucleolar phosphoprotein-like
Exons: 3
Coding region: 187-987 (266 amino acids)
Biological process (GO): maturation of LSU-rRNA from tricistronic rRNA transcript (SSU-rRNA, 5.8S rRNA, LSU-rRNA)
Cellular component (GO): nucleolus
Molecular function (GO): RNA binding
Source: RefSeq, a predicted model, not a curated record
CUACACUAACAAAACAUGUGACCAAUCAGACCAAUAACAAGAGGUUAGGACGGACCGCUACAACACACGUGUUGUCGUGUUUGUUCACGCUCACAAGAACAGGAACAAACGUUUAAAUUUUGUCUUCCGUUCUUUAUCGUUCUAAAAUCUUCACAUCAAGGAUCGUCGGACUUUGUCAACAAUAAGAUGGACGCAGAAAAUCUCGCUCUCCGCAAGGAAUCACAACAGGCAUUCAAUAAUGCCAUGAAAAGCAUCAAAAAGCUCAUUAAGGUUGGAAAGGUCAAGGUUCCAAAAAGCAAUGAUGAGAAACAAGAUAGUGGCGUAGUACUCCUCGAACACAUUCCACACGGUUUCUACGAAAAGCAGAUGGAGCUCUUUUUCGGCCAGUUUGGAAAGGUGACCAACCUGAAACUGUACCGGAGCAAGAAGAGCGGACGCAGUCUGGGGUAUGCCUUCAUCGAGUUUAAAAUGAAGGAGAUUGCUGCCAUCGUUGCUGAAACAAUGAACAACUACCUGAUGUUCACCAAGCUGCUCAAAGCAUCCGUGGUGCAAAAUCCUGGACCGAAAAUCUUCAUGGGCCGCAAGUUUGACGAAACCAAUUGUGCAGGUGCCUUCCGCAGAAGGCGGGAGCAGCACGAAAGCACCAAGAAGCUGGACGAAAAGCAGGCCAAGCGGCGGCUUGCCAAGGGAAACAGCAAGCUGAAUAGUAUGAAGAAAAAGCUCAACCAGCUGGGUGUAGACCUGGACAUCCAAGUGGCAGGAAACGUGCUGGAUGCAAACGCGACCAACAGCAGUAUGGUCAGCGUCGAUUUCUCGAGUGAUGAGGAGAUUUCUGUGAGAAUGAAAAGGAAAUCAGUGGUUGAUGCCGUUAACGUUCCAAAUUUGGUUAAAAAAUCGGCUAAAAACAUGAAAACCGCUUCAACUGUCAAAAGCACUAAGAAGGCACCUAAAAAAUCUUUAUCAAAGAAGAGGAAAUCGGUGGCUUAAUGUAAUCGAAGGAAAAAGAUAAAAUGUGUUUAAACAUAUUCUUAAUAAAUAAAAACAAAGCAAAUGAGUAAAUU